Molecule: messenger RNA, 876 nt
Organism: Fonsecaea nubica
Lineage: Eukaryota; Fungi; Ascomycota; Eurotiomycetes; Chaetothyriales; Herpotrichiellaceae
Exons: 2
Coding region: 1-876 (291 amino acids)
Biological process (GO): nucleotide metabolic process
Molecular function (GO): ATP:ADP adenylyltransferase activity; ATP binding
Source: RefSeq, a predicted model, not a curated record
AUGUUGUUCGAUGAGAAGCAGGUGGUUGGCGCGUUCGACGACUUGGUUGCUCGGCAGAUCAUUCUUUAUGGCCCCGAGACAGUCUUCACAACUAGGGAUCAAGGGUUCGAUUUCGAGUUCCGCAUCUGUCCAUCGUUGGCAUCGAAACCUGCGACGGCCGAUGCAACCAACAAUGCCGCCUUUGACCAGCUCCCUAAAUAUGGGCCUGGGAGCGACCUCGUCGACGCAGACCCAGCCCUCAUUGUGACCAAGGUCCAUGGGACGCAUCUUCUGGUUCUGAACCGUUUCGCCGUCUUUCGACCACAGUACCUGAUCUUGACCCUCGAUUCGUUCAGGCGACAGACGGAGAAUCUCGACAAGACAGAUCUCUCAGCCGCAUGGGUUGUUCUAAACCAAUUGAGCCAUGAGCAUUUUAUCAUGUUCAACUGCGGGAACGAGGCCGGUUGCAGCAGACUCCACAAACACAUGCAGGUGAUUCCUUGCUCGGACGGCUUGACGCUGUUUCCCGACCUGGAGGCACUCAAUCCCGAGAACAUUCCGUUCAGAUACUUCAUCCAACCUCUCCAGCCUGCAGCAGAGAGCACACUAGACUCCUUGCUUCCAGUAUACGAGAGGCUACGCAACGAGGCGUACACGGCCUGGCAAAGCUGUUCCAGGGACACUCUCGACUACUUCCCUCACAACAUGAUGCUUACGAAAAGGUGGAUGAUGGUUGUGCCCCGGCGGAGAGUGGCAGUGCAAGGAGCGAGUGCCAACGCUGCCGGUAUGAUGGGCAUGGUCUGGACGACGAAUACACAACAGCUGGAGCAAUGGCAAAAGCUGGGACCCGCACAGGUUUUGGCAGAACUUGGUGUGGCAACAAGAAAAGAUACCUGA